Messenger RNA from Misgurnus anguillicaudatus (oriental weatherfish), 2098 nucleotides. RefSeq names its product platelet derived growth factor d (gene pdgfd). Gene Ontology annotation, molecular function: platelet-derived growth factor receptor binding; growth factor activity. Gene Ontology annotation, biological process: positive regulation of MAP kinase activity; positive regulation of cell migration; platelet-derived growth factor receptor signaling pathway. Gene Ontology annotation, cellular component: membrane. Lineage: Eukaryota; Metazoa; Chordata; Actinopteri; Cypriniformes; Cobitidae. The record is from RefSeq and is a predicted model, not a curated record.
UGGUAAUGAAUUUCCGCUCAGGUGCGAUUGUUCGUCCGUGACCUCGUCUGUGCGUUUUAUUAAACUACAUUUAUCGCGACUAAACGUUACGUAAAGAUUUCAACAAGUAAUUUCAUGGCCUACAAAGUGUUUUCAUCGUGCCCUUCCUGAUCCUCCAAACUUUCCUUGAGGCGCAACAACAAACAGGAAAGAGUGGCACAGUUACGCACCAAGCGCGCGCACAAACUCUCCCCACGGCUGUUUCCUCGCCCCGAGCGGCUCUCUGAAGGACUUCAAUUCUGCUGUCAUUUCUCACAAUCUGAUCUUUCAGUAGGAGUCUGAUGCGUGAGCGCGUCAGGGACGCGUCCUCCCAACAGUUUCCCACCAGGAUUCCUUUAACGCGUCCUCGGGCUUCCUUCGGUGUUAAAGAAAUGGAAACUAUUCUGUGGGAAUUUUAAGCUCAAGGAUAAACGGGACAGAAGCAGAUAAAGUCGCGCUGUUUGGAUUCCUCGGUUGGGUUUAUAUGAAGCUCUUCUUUGGGUUACGGAGUUUGCACUGCUGUGGAAACUCGGUGUCCAUGUGGGGCGUCUGGAGCGCGUCUGUUCGGGUUCAGAUCAUGUGGCUGCUCGUUUGUUCGAUGAUCGCGGCGGCGUGCGCGGAACAUUACGUCUCGCAGGCCCAGGUGAUGAUGAUGUCCUCCAAAGCGCUGAGAGCUUCAAACACGAGGAGUAAUGUAACAGACAGCAAUCACCUCACAGACUUAUACCGGAAGGAAGAGGUCAUCAUGGUCAAGGGCGGAGGUUAUGUCCAGAGCCCACGGUUCCCUAACUCUUACCCCCGCAACCUACUGCUGUCAUGGAAACUGCUCUCACCCCCCAACACCCGCAUUCUACUGGAGUUUGAUGCUCAGUUUGGAUUAGAAGAGGCGGAGAAUGGAGUCUGCAGGUAUGAUUUUGUGGAAGUGGAGGAUAUAUCUGAGACCAGCACCAUCAUUUGGGGUCGCUGGUGUGGUCAGAGAGCUCCGUCACGGAUAACAUCUAAAACAAACCUCAUCAAAAUCACCUUCAAAUCAGACGAUUACUUUGUAGCCAAACCUGGAUUUAAAAUCUGCUAUUCACUGCUGGGCAGCUCACCUCUCGCAUCCAUGACUAACUGGGAAGCAGUUACAGUGACUUCGGACCUGAGUGAGACCUCCGGGACGGAAGCCCCGCUGUCUGCAGCCGCUCUCGAUAAUGACAUCUCCAGUGUCAAUACGGUGGAAGAGCUGAUGAGACAUCUGAACCCGUUUACCUGGCAGGAAGACCUGGAACAACUUUACACACAAACGCACCACUACAGACCCCGAUCCUUUCACAUGGACCGCAAACACAAACUCGAUCUGGAUCGUCUCUACGAUGAUGUAAAACAGUACAGCUGCACUCCCCGAAAUUUCUCCGUCAGUCUCCGCGAGGAGCUGAAAACGACCAACGCUGUGUUUUUCCCACGAUGCCUCCUGGUGCAGCGCUGCGGGGGAAACUGCGCAUGCGGCACGGACGGCUGGAACUCAUGCACCUGCAGCGCUGGAAAAACUGUCAGGAAAUUACACGAGGUGCUGAAGUUCUCCCCAGGUCCAAAUUUCUACAAAAAGCGAACUCGUGCCCGCUGGGUUCUGGAGGAGAUCUACCUGGAUCAUCAUGAGAGAUGUGACUGUGUGUGUCAGUCAAGACCACCACGAUGAACAUCAACACACACCUGCCGUCACAUUCACACACACGUUCAAACCAUCACACACGCUUUUCAGAUGUGUAACUUUCUCUGUUUCUGUUAUUUGUAUUGAUCAGAUGUUAUUGUGUCAGAUGAAGUCAUCAAUUGUAUUUUGAAUAUUAAUGAGCUGUUCGCUGUUUAAAACCAGUUUGAACCUUUAGCCAGUCUAUUCCAAGUGUUAUUUAUUUAAAACAAAAUGUCUUUGUCUUUUAUAUCUGUGAUCGUCUGUUGUAUGUCAUUUCAUAUUUUUCAUAUUCUUGUGAUCAGAUAUGAUAUUGAGUUUACUGAAACAUCGCCAGGUUACAUUUUAGCCUGCAGCAUCAAAAGAAAAUGAAUCAUUUUAAAUUGAUUUGAAUAAAGAGUCUUUUAAAAUGUU